Molecule: messenger RNA, 6220 nt
Organism: Petromyzon marinus (sea lamprey)
Lineage: Eukaryota; Metazoa; Chordata; Hyperoartia; Petromyzontiformes; Petromyzontidae
Product: P2X purinoceptor 5-like
Biological process (GO): response to ATP; calcium ion transmembrane transport
Cellular component (GO): plasma membrane
Molecular function (GO): extracellularly ATP-gated monoatomic cation channel activity; purinergic nucleotide receptor activity
Source: RefSeq, a predicted model, not a curated record
CUUGCCCCAACAUUUUGUGGAGGCCAUACGGGAUAUCUUUGUCUUUGCCUUAGCAGGGAGCGUCUCUGCCGCAGCAGCGAGGAGGCGGAGGGAGGAGUUGAGGCUCGGGCAAAGCGCAGCUGCAAUAACGCAGCCACACCACCACCGUCACCACCACCACCACCACCAUCUCUGUCUCUCUGUCACCGCGUGCGCGGUUCGGGCCGUGCAGCAUGGAGGAGCACGCGUGGACAGCGAGGAAUCUCCUCUGCAGCUUCUUCGAUUACAAAACGGAGAAGUUCGUGAUCGCGCACAACCGCACGGUGGGGGUGCUGUUCCGGGCCGUGCAAGUCGCGGUGCUCGUCUAUCUCAUUGGCUGGGUGUUCGUGACCAAGAAAGCGUACCAGGAGACCGAUACCAGCAUCGAGAGCUCCGUCAUCACCAGGGUGGAAGGGGCCGUCCUGCUGGGGCGCGACUUCGCAGCGGCGCGGCCGUCACCGGCGCGGCCUCGGCGGCUCCACGCGCGCCCGGACUCCGGUGGCCCACACGAGCGGGGGGCCCGGCGCUCAGACCCCGACACGGCACGGCCAACUCGAGCGCCCCGACCGCGAGCCGCGGAGGGCGACUCCAACGCAACACAGCUGCAGCAACCAGAGAGCCGGUUUCUGCCAGAAGAACUUUUGAAAAUCCGCCAACAGUCUGAGACUAAAGGGAAGGGAGCUGAGCCAGACUCCGGAUCUCUGCGACCUGCUUCACGGGAUGAUACGCCGCUCCGAGCGGAUGCAGAAAUGAAAGAGUCAAAGGUGAAAUUCCGAGAUCCGCAAACCGAUGCCCGUCGUUUUGAACCCAAGGAGGGGAAGUUAAAGCAAGGUUUAGAUGGCACGCCGCCUGGCGAGUUGGUGUCUGAGCUCCAGCCCGACAUGACACGAGAUCAACCCAGCGUCACACUUACAAGUGAUGCAUUACAUGGAGAUGCAAAUGUUUGGGAUGCAGCUGACUAUGUCAUACCUCCACAGGGAGAAAAUGUGUUCUUUGUUGUCACGAACAUGAUUGCAACCCCAGGCCAGUGGCAAGGCGUCUGUCCCGAGAAUCCUGACAUUCCUGGAGCGCAUUGCUCCAAUGCCAGCGACUGCCCUUCUGGGGAACCGAUCGCUACUGGCAACGGAGUGCGCACGGGACGCUGCGUGGCGUGCGACGAGACGAGGCGGAGCUGCGAGGUGCGCGCCUGGUGCCCCGUGGAGAGCGGCAGCACCCCCAGGCAUCCCAUCUUGGCUGGAGCUGAAAACUUCACAGUCUUCAUCAAGAACAGCAUCCACUUUCCCAAGUUUUCAUUCCGCAAGCACAACGUCCUCGAGAACGGCGGCGGCGGUGACGGCGACGGCGGUGGCGGUGACGACGGCGGUGGCGACGGGCUGCAGCGGUGCCGGUACGACCCUGCCCGCGCCCCGGCCUGCCCAAUCUUCCGCCUGGGGGACCUGGUCAGGAGCGCAGGGGCGCGGUUUGACGCCAUCGCCGUCAAGGGCGGGGUCAUCGGCGUGCGCAUCGCCUGGCAGUGCGACCUGGACCGCCCGCCCAGCGAGUGCAUGCCCACCUACGCCUUCUCUCGGCUCGACACGGACGCGGCGGACGUGGCGACGGGGUACAACUUCAGAUUUGGAAGGUACUAUCAAGUCAAUGGCGUGGAGCAUCGCACGUUAAUGAAGGUUUACGGAAUUCGAUUUGAUGUCAUGGUGCAUGGGAAGGCUGGCAAAUUCAACAUCGUCCCCACAAUGACCAACGUCGGCUCUGGCCUCGCUUUGCUGGGAGUGGGAGUCUUCCUCUGCGACCUCGUUCUGCUCUACAUCAGCAAGAAGAGCCCCUUCUACCGAGAGAGAAAGUACGAAGAGGCGAGUGUGGCUGACUACGACUUAAAAGAGUGUCUAAAAAAUGAAAUUGAACUUAUGUACAUCAAGAGCAUACCUUGUAGCGAGAUAUAAAAUAUCCUGCAGCUGAACACUCGGGUAAUGAAACAAGCAUUGGACUGGCACCAACACGCUGAUGAAAGGCAAGACCUAAAGCCAAAUAUUCAGCUAAUUGUAUAUAAUUAUCAGAGCUUGGGGCUCACGAAUUGGCCGGACGGAAAGUGACAGCCAAAACUCGUGGAAUGAACCUAAUUCGCCUUUAAGAUGUCUUUAAUGAUUGUAAAUUAUCGUUCGGGAAAUCCGAGUGCUUCCCUCUUGACUUGCACCUCCGAUGAGCACGGCCGGCUACAUGCGGUGUGAAAGAAAUUCAACAUCCAUGCAACAUGUCCCCAGUUCUAUAGAGGUACCAUGUCUAAAACAUGUCCCUGGUUAUGGAGGUACCAUGUCUAAAACAUGUCCCUGGUUCUAUGGAGGUACCAUGUCUAAAACAUGUCCCUGGUUCUAUAUAGGUACCAUGUCUAAAAUAUGUCCCUGGUUCUAUGGAGGUACCAUGUCUAAAACAUGUCCCCAGUUCUAUAGAGGUACCAUGUCUAAAACAUGACCCUAGUUCUAUAGAGGUACCAUGUCUAAAACAUGUCCCUGGUUCUAUGGAGGUACCAUGUCUAAAACAUGUCCCUGGUUCUAUAGAAGUACCAUGUCUAAAACAUGUCCCUGGUUCUAUAGAGGUACCAUGUCUAAAACAUCUCCCUGGUUCUAUGGAGGUACCAUGUCUAAAACAUGUCCCUGGUUCUAUAGAGGUACCAUGUCUAAAACAUGUCCCUGGUUCUAUAGAGGUACCAUGUCUAAAACAUGUCCCUGGUUCUAUAGAGGUACCAUGUCUAAAACAUCUCCCUGGUUCUAUGGAGGUACCAUGUCUAAAACAUGUCCCUGGUUCUAUAGAGGUACCAUGUCUAAAACAUGUCCCUGGUUCUAUAGAGGUACCAUGUCUAAAACAUGUCCCUGGUUCUAUAGAGGUACCAUGUCUAAAACAUGUCCCUGGUUCUAUAGAGGUACCAUGUCUAAAACAUGUCCCUGGUUCUAUAGAGGUACCAUGUCUAAAAUAUGUCCUUGUUCUAUAGAGGUACCAUGUCUAAAACAUGUCCCUAGUUCUAUAGAGGUACCAUGUCUAAAACAUGUCCCUGGUUCUAUAGAGGUACCAUGUCUAAAACAUGUCCCUAGUUCUAUGGAGGUACCAUGUCUAAAACAUGUCCCUGGUUCUAUGGAGGUACCAUGUCUAAAACAUGUCCCUGGUUCUAUAGAGGUACCAUGUCUAAAACAUGUCCCUGGUUCUAUAGAGGUACCAUGUCUAAAACAUGUCCCUGGUUCUAUAGAGGUACCAUGUCUAAAACAUGUCCCUGGUUCUAUAGAGGUACCCAGUCUAAAAAAUGUCCCUGGUUCUAUAGAGGUACCAUGUCUAAAACAUGUCCCUGGUUCUAUAGAGGUACCAUGUCUAAAACAUGUCCCUGGUUCUAUAGAGGUACCAUGUCUAAAACAUGUCCCUGGUUCUAUAGAGGUACCAUGUCUAAAACAUGUCCCUGGUUCUAUAGAGGUACCAUGUCUAAAACAUGUCCUUAGUUCUAUAGAGGGACCAUGUCUAAAUCAUGUCCCUGGUUCUAUAGAGGUACCAUGUCUAAAACAUGUCCCUAGUUCUAUGGAGGUACCAUGUCUAAAACAUGUCCCUGGUUCUAUAGAGGUACCAUGUCUAAAACAUGUCCCUGGUUCUAUGGAGGUAGCAUGUCUAAAACAUGUCCCUGGUUCUAUAGAGGUACCAUGUCUAAAACAUGUCCCUGGUUCUAUAGAGGUACCAUGUCUAAAACAUGUCCCUGGUUCUAUAGAGGUACCAUGUCUAAAACAUGUCCCUGGUUCUAUAGAGGUACCAUGUUUAAAACAUGUCCCUGGUUCUAUAGAGGUACCAUGUCUAAAACAUGUCCCUGGUUCUAUAGAGGUACCAUCUCUAAAACAUGUCCCUGGUUCUUUAGAGGUACCAUGUCUAAAACAUGUCCCUGGUUCUAUAGAGGUACCAUGUCUAAAACAUGUCCCUGGUUCUAUAGAGGUACCAUGUCUAAAACAUGUCCCUGGUUCUAUAGAGGUACCAUGUCUAAAACAUGUCCCUGGUUCUAUAGAGGUACCAUGUCUAAAACAUGUCCCUAGUUCUAUAGAGGUACCAUGUCUAAAACAUGUCCCUGGUUCUAUAGAGGUAGCAUGUCUAAAACAUGUCCCUGGUUCUAUGGAGGUACCAUGUCUAAAACCCUCGCCUGAAAGGCCGCAGUGUUCAGUCUCAAAAACCAAAGCAUGCCAACAUCAUUGACGUCUCAACCAAGGUCCUAGCUUCCAAACUUCUACCAUCCAUAUAGUGCACUCCCAAUUAUCGGCAGUAGAAUGCUGUCCCAAAUGCUUUUGGGUGCAAUACAGAGAAACAACUAUUGGGAUCUUAAAAAAAAAACCUGAAUAUCAUGUUUUAUUGUAUCGUUCAUGUAAUAUCUAUAUUUCUGCAGGUGUAGACGUGAAACUGAUUUGUGAUGGGAGAUGGCAGCAAACAGCCCUAUCCUGCACCGUCGCACGUGGUACAGCAGUCCACACAUCGCAUUCAUUCACGGGCACCAAGGGGAUGGUGCCCAGUUGAACAUAUUUAUAGUUAUGUAUUAUUGAUACCUAAAUAUAUUUUCGAUGUUGCUACGAUGCUCAUAAAAUGCAGUAAAUAUUGUACGUUUAAAUGGUUGCCAUAAUGAGAGAGUUUUGGAGUAGAAUUGAGGACUUGCGGAAAACCAUCACUGCCUCCGUAACGUGAACAUCUGUGUCGGCCGUGUGCACAGCAGAAGCGUGCACGCCCCAGGGCCCGUGUGGCAGAUUGAAUGGCAAAUACAGUCGUGUUUUAUUGAUGUGGAGACACGUGGUGAGAAGGGCUGACGCUUGCGAUAAACAUUUGAGAAGGGUGGUAAGACCGGUUGGACUAUUUGACUCUUGCAACAUGAGCGUCAACCACGGAGAGGGAAUACCGCCGCAGCACGCACGGCUCCAACAGCCGUGUGGAGCAGACUCACUCGUGUGGAGCAGACUCACUCGUGUGAAGCAGACUCAGACUCACUCGUGUGGAGCAGACUCAGACUCACUCGUGUGGAGCAGACUCACUCGUGUGGAGCAGACUCACUCGUGUGGAUUAGACAGACUCGUGUGGAGCAGACUCACUCGUGUGGAGCAGACUAGACUCGUGUGGAGCAGACUAGACUCGUGUGGAGCAGACUCAGACUCACUCGUGUGGAGCAGACUCAGACUAACUCGUGUGGAGCAGACUCAGACUAACUCGUGUGGAGCAGACUCAGACUCACUCGUGUGGAGCAGACUCAGACUCACUCGUGUGGAGCAGACUGACUCGUGUGGAGCAGACUCAGACUCACUCGUGUGGAGCAGACUCACUCGUGUGGAAGCGACGAGGCGAGUUCGCAGAGACCACUUUGUAUCUGCGCCGGAUAGAGCAGCUCUCGUUAAGUGGCCACGAAAACAUUUGAAAAAGUAAUGCAUGUUAUACUGAUAAAAACACAUUUUCCAUUGUGCCAGCUAUUUUAGAAGAGUGUAGAAAUGAAUGGUUCACUAUUGUGCUGAAUUUUAAUGCGAUUUGAUGUUAGUUGUAUUGUACCGCAGGUAAAUGUAUUUGUGAAGUAUGUGGUAAAAAUCUAAUGAAUUGACCGUUCAAUAAACUCGUCAGUUGAUUUAGUUGAACAUAUUUAAAAAUGAUAAAAUACACGUCCUUAAAAUAAAUUAUAAAUUGAGAUCCAGUUUGUGAAUGUUGCCAAAAUGGUAAAAAAACUAAAAUAUAUCUUUUAAGCAUUUUUUUAAUAUUUCAUCAUGCAACAAUUGAUAUUGUACCAUUGAGGUGUAAUGAUGUUAAUACAUUAAUAAAUUAAAAUAUUAUUAAUUCUAGAUUUGAAGCUUUCGUGACUGCAAGGAUCCAUACUCUUUGGUUCUAUUCGGUAAAGUCACGUAGGUAUUGUUUUAUUUUUUUACCUACGUGACUUUACCGAAUAGAACCAAAGAGUAUACAAUAUUUUUAAGUUCAUAUUAAUUUAAAAUUGGCUGUCAAAAGGGUUUGGGUAGUCGUGAUCCUCCAGGUCGAUGCAGCUAUGAAAUCCGCUCGCGUGCAGCUACUGGAUGGAUCAGUGGAUCGCGCGACUGUGAUAAAAUGGCGACAGCUUUGGGAGGGGUCUUCAUCCAGCGGGGGAUUCCUUUGUGGCCGAUGAGACUGCAUUGUAACAGAUCACUGGUGGGAAUAUUUCACUUUACUGCAAUAAACACAAUCAUGUGCA